GGAACCACUAGAUUUGGAUGACCUGCUGCCAGUGCUGGGCGAAUUUGGACGCUAUCAAAAGUUGUUGCUGUGGUUCAUUUGCCUGCCUGCCUGCAUACCAUGUGGAUUUUGUGCGUUCAAUCAGUUGUUUAUGACCGAUACACCGGACGAUUACUGGUGUCAAGUGCCACAGUUGAGUGAAUUCAAUUUGACCCGUGAACGGAUUCGUGAAUUGGCCAUACCGAGUACUGAGGAAAACGGUGUCACACAGUACAGCAAAUGCUCUCGAUAUGCAAUCGAUUGGCAGAAUGUGUUCAAUAUCUCUGACCCAGAUUCGAUGUGGGACUUGCAACCAAAUGCAUCAUGGCCAACCGAACCAUGCUACAACGGUUGGAUAUACAACAAAACACACGUGACAUCUUCCAUUGUAAUCGAUUUUGAUUUGGUGUGUGAUCAUGAUAUCUAUCCAACAAUUGGAUUAAGUGCACUAAAUGUGGGCGGUCCCAUUGGAGUUUAUUUGUUUGGCAUACUUAAUGAUCGGGCUGGUAGACGAAUCGCGUACUUUGCAUGUUUGGCCACAUUAAUCGCGGGCAGUCUCAUCACAGCGGCCAGUUUCAACUUUUGGAUGUGGUGUUUUAGCCGAGUCAUUGUUGGACUGACGAUACCGGCCGUUUAUCAGAUUCCAUUUAUCAUAGCUCUGGAAUUGGUUGGACCAGAUUAUCGUUCAUUCGUCACAGCAAUGACAUGCAUCUUCUACACAUUUGGCAUAAUGAUGUUGGCCGGUGUAACGUACCUAGUUCCAAAUUGGGUUGAAAUGUGCCUGUACACAUCGGUGCCGUUCAUAUUUUACUUCUUGUACCUGUUCAUCAUGCCAGAGAGUCCACGUUGGCUGUUAGCACAAGGGAAAUUCGAAGAAGCAUUGAACAUAUUGGAAGUUAUGGCUAGAGUCAAUGGCAAUCAAUUGCCGAAUAGCUUCCGUUUGAAAUUACACCAACGUGUCGAAGCGGAUAAAUUACGUGUGAAGGAAAACGUCAAGUCGCUCAACAGUUUUGAUCUAUGCAAAACACCAAAUAUGCGCUUGAAGACACUUUUGAUUACAUUGAAUUGGUUUGCAAACGAAACAGUUUAUCUCGGCCUAAGCUACUAUGGACCAUCGCUUGGUGAUAAUCAGCAUUUGAGCUUCUUUCUCUCAUCGGCAGUGGAAAUUCCAAGCUAUUUAUGCUGUUGGUUCAUCAUGGAUAAAUGGGGCCGACGAUGGCCAAUGUGUUUGUUGAUGAUUUUGAGUGGAAUUUUCUGCAUAAUAACCGUUCUUGUGCCGGAUGAAGCCGUCUUAGAGACGCUAAUCAUAUUUCUGAUAUCGAAAACCAUGAUCUCCGCAUCAUUUCUUAUCAUUUACCCGUUCGCUGGAGAAUUGUACCCGACACAGGUGAGAGGUGUUGGCAUCGGUACAUCGAGUUAUAUUGGUGGCCUUGGAUUGAUCGUGAUACCGUUCAUCAAUUACCUGGGCAAAGAUAAUCUUCGUCUUCCUCUCGUUGUAAUGGGAUUCAUAUCGAUUUUUGGAGGAAUAACCGGCUUGCGUCUACCAGAAACAUUGCAUUAUCGUUUGCCGCAAACGCUUGAAGAAGGGGAAGAGUUUGGCAAAGAUUGGGAUAUAGAGGACUGUUGUCGUUGUAUUCCAAUAAAACCUCAAACAUCCCACAAUGCAUCGUACGAGAACAUAGAUGAUUUGCAACAAGAUCUAGAAUUGCAUACGAUUGGCAGCAUGAUAAUGGAACCGGAUGGAAAUAGUGAAACCGAACGAAUACCAUUGAGUACAAGGCAACGUCGACCAUCAAUGCAUCGUCUAGUUCGACAAGCGAGCACAGUAAACACGCAAAAAGCCGAAGGAGCUAUGAAACUCACAUAUUGGUUCUAAUGAUACAAAACAAACAUCACGUGAAUUUUUGCUUGAAAUAAUCUAUAUUUAAAUGUAACAAGAAUAUAAUAUUGUGUAUAAGGGUUCAUUUUAGGAGUAUUAAGUUUAGAGUUUUAGCUAAUUUAAUAUUUAAGUGCAUCUGUUGUUUUGAACUUAACAAGUAUAUAUAUAUAUAUUCUUAACAUUGUUCAUUCAUUAAAUAAGUCAAUGCGAAUCCAUUGAGAUAUCGAUGAUAAAAAUCACUUCGAUAUAUUCGGAUUGCAUUGCAUCGCCCAGACACAUUCUUUUAGAAAAAUAUAUAUAUGUAUAUUUAUAUUUAAAUGAGAUAGCAAGUGCGCAUUAGAUCGGUUAUAACAAUUUAAAUUCUUAAUCAUAAAUUGUUUGUUGGAGGGGUCGAAGGAGAGAUAUGUUUUCGUUACAUUCAUGAUUCUUCAUUUUUUCUUAACGCAAUGUUUGAUGACAAAAAAAUGCGAUUCAUCUUUGUUUGAUUCCGAAAAUAAUAAGAAAAUUUGAACGAAAAAUAUUUUGGAAUUGACACUCUAGCUAGACACAUUCAUAAGUCUAAGACCAAACCAAAAAACACAUUCACAACGAAAAAUGAAGCAUAUUGUCAUAUUCAUCAUUUUAAAAAAUUAUUCAAUUUUGACAUUUUCGUUUCGAAGUGAUUCUCUCUCUUGGAGAGAACGUAUUUGUGUUCCAAAAUAUGUACGUUAGCUAAAAUAAUUCAAUUUUUUUCGCAUUCAUUAAGCACAACACUUUCGUUGUAACGCAACAUUGUUAACUCUCUAAUCGCAAUGUUCAUGAAAUCAGGGAUGAGAUAGACGAGGAUCAGCUCGAGACAGAGACAGUUUUGAUCGCUAAACAAAUAUUGUAUCAUUUUUAUCUUUCUUUCUGUUGAAAUGCAAUACAGUUUCCUAUUUGAUGCAUCCUCUUCACUUUUCUAUAAAUCUCGUGCAUUACUAAAUGCAAAUCAAUUUCUCUUCUAUAUCAUUUCAUUUGUUAAAAAAAAUAGAAAAAACAUUUGCCUAUCACCAAGAUGCAAUUUAAUGCAAACCUCAAGCUCUAACUCCAGUUGAAAAAGUAUCCACGAAAAAAAGAACUAAAAUAUGUUUGUUAUAGAGAAGGCAAUCGUUAAAAUUCAUUCGGUGUGUUCAAUGAAUGAACACCAGUUCAUCAUCAUUAUUUUUUGUCUCAUCGAUUGAAAAUCGAAUCCAGUUCACAAUCUGGAUACGCAUAGAAAAUUUAUAAAGGUAUAUUCAGAUUGUACAAUUUAUUGUUUGUCCUCUGUUUACACGCAAUGUAUAAAAAUCGUUUUUCGUUCAAUGUGUGUUUUCUUCAUGUUUAUUCGUUUCAUAUAUGAAAAAAUAUCUCAUUCAAAUGGCACUUGUGUUGCUUUUUCAACAUUCGUUACGGUGUGUAUGUAUUUGUGUAAAUCAAACUUGUUCAUUCUUUGAAUUGUUCAAUUCAUUUGUUUUGCUACUGGACACAGAUGUUGUUUUUCUAGUCUAACACCCAUUGAUUUAGGCGGGAUUUAACUGAAAGGUUUAUGGUGAUUUUUAUGUUUAACUUCUGUAAUGUGUUUGAUUAAUUAUGUUUAUUCUCAUAGAAAGGAAAUUAUUUGUAAUAUCCCCAUUAUGUCUUAUGCUUUUAAAAAUAUUGUUGCUCUCUAGUUGGCAAAAGGAAAACAGCAGAGGAAAACAAUAUUCAGGCAACUAGUUUGCAAACACCUACUAUUUCAUGUUCAGAUUAAUUCGCAUUUAGAAUUUGAGUAUAAUAAUAUAUGUUGUGUAUAAAUAAUAUGUAUUUAAUCAAUGGCAAAUAAAUGGUAACUAAAUAAGAGAAAUAAAAGGCA
Messenger RNA from Sitodiplosis mosellana (orange wheat blossom midge), 3746 nucleotides. RefSeq names its product carcinine transporter. The transcript is spliced from 9 exons. Lineage: Eukaryota; Metazoa; Arthropoda; Insecta; Diptera; Cecidomyiidae. The record is from RefSeq and is a predicted model, not a curated record. Gene Ontology annotation, biological process: transmembrane transport. Gene Ontology annotation, cellular component: membrane. Bases 131 to 1894 code for a protein of 587 amino acids. Gene Ontology annotation, molecular function: transmembrane transporter activity.